CCCUCUCACUCGUCCCGUGCCUCUGCAGUGGCUCAUUCUUUCCUGCGUCGGCUACAGACACACACCGCCCCCCUCCACCCCUCCUCUGGCCACUCAUCCCAGCAUGCAGCACCUAUUCAGGGGUAAGACCGACAGUCUCUUCCCCAGACUGAAAGUGGAGCUCUGCGCUGCAGCUGCCGCUGAAUGAAUGCAGUGUUUCCUGCGUCUACAACCGCGCUGAGUGAGACAGAGUAUCAGCGAGACACUGCCGGCAACUGAGAGCCACUGAUCUGAAGCUCAAGCAACGGAUCAGGUGCUGCCUCCGUAUCUCUCACUCUCUAGUUCCCUCUCCCUCCCUUACUGGGACAUACUGCAAAGGAGGAUCGAGGACAGGGAGGUACUCCGCAAGACUUCCCCAUCUGAAAGUCUGAUUUUGUGUCGGGUCCCGUGUGGCCCCUCAAGCCCUACAGUAUCCCACUGAAGACAAACAGCGGAGGACUUGACCAGGGACAGACAGACAGGCACAAGUGGGCAGACGGUCUGGCAUGGAGUUGCAAGACAGAAGAUCAUUCCUGCACAGGUGUGCACGGUCCGGCGAUGCAGUCCACGCCGGUCUGGUCGUCACACUUCUGAUUGGAGUGUGGUACGCUCAGGCACUGGAGGUGAAUACAGGGAAGGUCCAUUUUAUAGAAGUGAUGAAUGGAAGUUCAGUGCUCUUACCCUGCACUUACGCCAGCUGCAUCGGCAUUAGAAACCUUUACUUCAACUGGCAGUUCAAAGACAAUGGGACAUUGAUUAAGCUCUGUGAGGCCAUCAUCCCUGCAGAAGGAGUAGAACCAAAUGUGAAAAUCUAUCAUGAGCGGGUGGAGUUUGUCGGCUCUAGCAAACAGAAUAACAUCUCCAUCUUACUGCAUAACGUCACCUUCGAGGACCAAGGAGAGUACAUCUGCUUUGCCCGCAACCCCAAAGAGAAGGAACGCAACCAUAGUGCAAUUUUCACUCUUUUUGUGGUGGACGAAUUGAAAGAGGUGGACAACACACUGACCCUCAUCAUUGUGUCCGUGCUUGGCGGAGUCAUAGGUCUGAUCAUUCUCAUAAUGGUGGUGAAAGCUGUAGUCCUCGCCGUUCUAAACAAGGUCCAGGAGAAGAAUAAAGAGUGCCUUGUGAGUUCUUCAGGGAAUGACAAUACAGAAAACGGCCUCCCGGGAUCCAAAGCAGACAGCAAACCGACACCAAAGGCAUGAAAAGAACAUGUGUGUGUACAUAUAUGAGCAUAUGUAUACAUGCAUACAUAAUCAUAACAGAAUGAAAGAAAGUCAUAACAAUGGACAGUUUUAUUCUCUUUAUCUCAUGACAAAAAAAAUGCUACAUUUAAAUAUGUGGAAAUAUAUAUUUUAGAUUGUGUUUGAGGAAAAAUACAAAGUGCUGCAGGCUGGAUCACACACCCUUUGCUGGACUGAAAUGGCAUAAAAAAUAUUCAGAAAGCAGAUGAUGGGAGACGCUUCGGUGUGCUUGCAUUCUGCUCUUGUCUGUGAGACACAGCACACACACACUGCCUUCUUCACAAACUGCCAUAUCCUUUCAAUGCUCGACAGCACAAGACCCACAUAACAAAAUGUUUGCGAUAAACUUCCAGUGCAACUUUACACAUCUUCACACUGCAUUCCAAACGAUCCCGAGGUGGAAUCACUCACAAGAUGACAAGUCAGUAACAAAGCAAACACAGAAACGGAAACACCUUUCUGGAAAAUACUAAAAAACUUACACAUUUAAAACCAAGGGUGCCUCUUCAAAUUGGAAUAUGUUUACCACCAAUUCAAGCAGCUAAUCUAGUCUGAUUAUUAACCACUCCCACUAAUUUUACAAGUGAUUUUGAGGUCAUAAAGAGCAGGAUGCUAGUGCACUUGAAGGCCAGAAACACACUCUACGCAAUAGCACCCCUUGUGGCAAUGCUGAUAUUACAACACAUACAUUCUGACAUACUUUGUGUGUGAAAAUAAAGUUGUGCAGAGUGUUUUUCAUGGCUAAAGCAUUGUUUAGAAGGAAGUAAAAGGACGUACCAGAGAUGCAGAUAAGGUGUGUAUAUCCAGCAUCCAGCCCAGCACGGUUUAUUUUAUUUAUUUAUUUUUCAGUUUUUUCUGCUUUAGAUAAAACACAGGUGCCUGUAAACGCUUCAAGCUCCACAUGCUUCCUGGGAGCCUUCAAAUGCUCUAUAAAUAAGUUAAUUAAACAAUGCUCACAUAAAAAAAAAAAAAAAAAAAAAAAGACAAAAAAAAAAAUCCUAGAAAAUAAACAUUAAAAUAUAAAGACAAUCCCCAGAAACCAACUCCCUGUAGAAAAUGAAUGAUCUUCUGAUGCUGCUUUCAAUAACCAAUUAACUUUUCCUAAUGCAUGUGAAUGAUUUUAUACAGUACAUCUAGUGUACUAUGUAUCCAUUUCUCCGAAUCGUGUUCUCCUGUCUCUUCUCACAUGAUUGAUCAAUCUGUGCUUGUUGUAUAUAACAACAUCACAGUUCAUCUUGUACGUAUCCAACAUACAGGCAUAAAGGGCCACUGUAGUUAACUGGUAAGCUUAUCAUGACACCCAGACUUCACAGGACACGAUAUUGUUGCUAACUACUAAUGUUGACAUUUGGCAUUCGAACUAGCAAGCUAGCAACUUCAGUGUGCUAAACUGCACCAAUCCUCACAGAUGCUGUGCUAUGUUUGCAUAUCAUCGUACAAAGACACAAGACUUCUGUGACAAAUUAUAAUAAAUAGUAAUACCUCACAUGCCUCUCAAUAGCUAAUUACAGUGCACAUGUAACUAGCAUUAGCAUAAACCUCUAAAAUCUUCUCAUAGAUCAGAUUAGCUUGAUGCUAAUUCAAGAAAACACACAAAUGGUGGAAAAUACUAGUGGGAUUUUGUUUGUUAGACGUUCUGGAGCUGCAAAGCGAACUCUUUGUUUAUUAAAACAAACCAACUUUCCAAAUCUUUCAGUAAUUAUUUAAGAUUCAAGUGCCAAAACAGAACUGCUAGUGGGACGGUGGAUUAUUUACUGUUGCUUCCAUCUUGUUUUGUUUGUCUUCCUCUUUCCUUUCGUAUCGGAAACCCCAUGAAUGCACAAUGCUUGUUCAUAUCCAUAUCUGGCUUAAGUAUAAAUGUAUUGACAAAUUCAUAACAUGCGAUGAAUGUCACUUUGCGAUAAUGCCGCAAAAAAUGCAAUGAAACCCUAGUCUUCCGCCAUAACCCAAAGAUGAAUGUACGCAGUGGUUGUAGUUAUGGCAGAGUUCAGAGGGGUCGUUUCUGGGCACUUUAUUCAUAAAAAUAUACGUAACAGUGUUUUGAAUGCUCAUUGUAUAUGUAGAGCGAAGUACGAACGAUGUGGAAUUUAUCGCAGGAUAUUUGAAUAUGUAGUUGAAUAGCUGCUGUGGUGAUAUUAAGAAUAGCGGAACAGGAAUAAUCUGUCUCUUUGAAUGGCUAUAUCUCUUGUAUGUGCACAUAUUAGCAGUCUUCCAAAUCACUUGACUCUCUUUUAGAAAUCAGGGGCUUCGGCAAUCUCAACUGUUUGGGAUUCUUUGACAGAGCGGUAUGAAAUCCUAGCUUGAAAUUCAAGUAUUUAACAAAAUUUUCAUUGAAUUCCUUUGAACUGCAUCCAUAAAUGUGUGUUAAAAUCAGCCGUGCUUUGGAGAAAGGGUUUGGUGCCGCUCUGUCUGUCAGAUGCACUGUACAGUAAUGUGGUUAGCGUUGAGUGUCCUAACUGUUGUCGAGCUGUUCACAUUGCCUCUUUGAUUCAUUUAUGGCAGAAUGUUUUCCCAUGUUAUGCUUCUUACAGCUUGUUGCCUUUUGUCAUUUGCAGCUAGUGUUUUUAUGACGAAACGAUCACAUAAACAAGGAGAUUACGUAGAUCAGCAAUACUGUAAAAAAAAAAAAAAGAAAGGAAAAUGUAAAAAAAAAAAAAAAAAAAAGUUAAUACAUGAGUGCCUAGGCUCUUGAGAAUGGACUGUUGUAUGCAAAUGGGCAACUUUAACUUUUAUUAGAGCUUUAUUUUGCUAUUUUUAGCUAUUAUGUUAACCUAAUUCCUCUUCUGCUUUGCAUAUGUAUUAUUAUUUAUUUUAUUUUUUUCUAAAUGUUUAGCUUAUUUGAAUCAGAUGUUUAAUGAUAAUGAAAUUGUGGGGUGGUUCUCAAUCGGUUUUUCUUUGCAUUGAUAUAAAGUGGCGUAAAUCAUAAUGCUUUCAGAAUCAUUUAUUGAAAUUUCGAAAUAUUUCCAUGAACUGGAAACUCCAGAUAUAGUAUUUAAUGCAGUUUUGUUCAUGGUUUCAAAAGUCGCCUAACCUGUCCAUAUUGGAAUCUGUCUUACUAAAUUGGCAGGUAAAGAUUUGCCAAAAUGCCACAGAAUUCUUUGCUUGAUCCUGUUUUGGUAUAAUAACGCAUUUAGCAGUAUUUUUCAUUCCGUCUGUGCUGUAAAAAACGGACCUGCAAUCCAUUUUUGGUUGGCAGCCAGUUGAGAACCACUGGUGUAAUGUGUAGCUGUAUAGACACAUAGAUAUUUUAGUCUGGUUGUUUAUGUGUGCUGGAAUGUUUGGCUCAGAUCAUCCAUCUCUGGGCUCGGUUAGUAAUGUCUGGGCGGGCGAAACCAGACUGCAUAGCUGCAGUGUUGCAGUACAAAACCGCAUCCUAAGAGUGCAGCACUGAGCCAUGAAUCUGCACACGUCAGGCUGUGUUUCUCUUUGGAUCUGAAGGGUUAUAGCAGGGAAAACUGAAGGGAUAUGUCUGAUUUCUGUCAUAAAAAAGCAAAAUCUUUCAAACCGGCCAACAUAUUACGUAGUAUUAAGUUCUUUACACUGGAAGGCUGUAUAAAUUCAACCUACUUUAAUGCAUGUCACAUGUUACAACUACUAAUUUAAGGUAAAUAUCUACAGCUGCAUUUUCAGGCAGGCUGCUUGAUCUUGGUAGAAAGAAAAUUUGAGAUAUGAAAUAUAAAAUGUGCUUUAUAUGCACAAUUUUUCCUCUCUAUUUUGCGGUGAGAAUUUGUUCUACUGUACUUGCGUGGGAUGUCCAAAACCACUUGCACUCUUUUAAAAUUCUUGUACUAUAUUCAUUUGAGAGUUUGGCUCUCUCCGAUCUGAUCCCAUUCAGGAACAGAUUGACCUUUUGUAAAGUAGACUUACAAAAUAAUGGAUUUCAAAAAAACUGGAUUUCACUGCCUGGGUGACUCACUCUCACUGCCAAGCCAAGAGAGUGUGAGGACUGCUAUAUGCUCCAACACAUUCCAAGACGCUCUGUCUCCCUCUAGUGGAUUUUAAGACUUCCAACAUUUUUAAAUAAUCAAGGAUUCUAGUCACACGGCUAUGUUUGGAAUGGCAAAUUAGUAUACUGCUUACUGCAUACUGCGCAGUGCAGAUUGAAUAUUGUCUGUGUUCAAAAAAAAAAAUAGUAUGCAGAACAGUAUGUAAUAUGCUUAAAUUUUCUUACAUUUAAUUCAUUAAAUAAAUAAAACAUAAUAAAUAAUAAACAAAGCAUGUAUUUUUCAUUUUUAAUCCAAUUUUAUGUAAAAACUACCAGAAAUAAUUCCAGGAAAAUCAAUCCCACCGAAAAUGGAAGGGUGGAAGAACAUGGAAGAACAUGCAUCAUGUUGUGCACAUUGCAUUGUGGGGUACCACAUUCUAUCUACGCUAUGUGCUCUGCUGUAUACAGUGGUAUUUUAGUGUUAUGUCCCGUUAGUGUAUUUAUUUCAAAACAAUUUUGAAUUAAAAAUGCAAAAAGCUAAUUUUAUAUGUUCAGUUUUCAUCAGUGUUGAGCAAGUCUGCGGUUUUGCAGUGGAAUGGGGGUUUCUUUUUCAGUCAGCGGAUUACAGAGAUCUCAAAGUGUCCUUCAAGGGAGGGGAAAACCACGGGGAACACACAAACACAGUUUUGAUUAGUAAUUGGGCUGCUUUUGUUUCGUAGACCUGGCAACCCUGUUUAUAUAUAUAUAUAUAUAUAUAUAUAUAUAUAUAUAUAUAUAUAUAUAUAUAUAUAUAUAUAAUCUGCUUUUGUCUUUUUUUUUUUUUUUUUUUGUAAUAGUUGUUGUUUUAAAUCAUUCCAUUUAGAUUUUAUUUAAUUUAUUUUUGUUUUUGAUUUAUUACAUUUGAAUCAUUUUAGUACUUAAGCUUUAAUUUAAUUCAGUUAUUUGCUAAGUGAUUUCUUCUUUUCAAGCUUAAGUAUUCCAUCUAAUACUUUAUAAGUUAUUUUAUUUCAGCUUUAUUUAAAUAAUUUUAUAUAUAUAUAUAUAUAUAUAUAUAUAUAUAUAUAUAUAUAUAUAUAUAUAUAUA
Onychostoma macrolepis is the source of this 6271-nucleotide messenger RNA. It is a transcript of the gene scn4ba, whose product is annotated as sodium channel, voltage-gated, type IV, beta a. The coding region runs from base 525 to 1223 and encodes 232 amino acids. Gene Ontology annotation, biological process: regulation of sodium ion transmembrane transporter activity; regulation of ventricular cardiac muscle cell membrane repolarization; cardiac muscle cell action potential involved in contraction. Gene Ontology annotation, cellular component: membrane; voltage-gated sodium channel complex. NCBI's taxonomy places the organism in Eukaryota, Metazoa, Chordata, Actinopteri, Cypriniformes, Cyprinidae. The transcript is spliced from 5 exons. Gene Ontology annotation, molecular function: sodium channel regulator activity; transmembrane transporter binding. The record is from RefSeq and is a predicted model, not a curated record.